Strigops habroptila (Kakapo) is the source of this 1112-nucleotide messenger RNA. It is a transcript of the gene C11H22orf39, whose product is annotated as chromosome 11 C22orf39 homolog. Bases 131 to 448 code for a protein of 105 amino acids. The transcript has 3 exons. The record is from RefSeq and is a predicted model, not a curated record. NCBI's taxonomy places the organism in Eukaryota, Metazoa, Chordata, Aves, Psittaciformes, Psittacidae.
GCAGGCCCUUGGGGCGGGGCGAAGGGGGUAGCCGGAUUGUGUCGCCCGUCGCCAUUGGCCGGACCCGCGGGUCUCCCCGCCAAGCGCGGUGGGGAUUGGCGGCGGGGCGGCGGCCCUCAGCGGGGGCAGUAUGGCGGCUGGCGAGACGUGGAGGCCGCCGCGGUCGUGCGAGGACUAUUGGUGGGAGUGGAAGCACUGCCGCGGGCUGCGGCACGCCUUCCACCACUACUACGCGCACGGGGAGCUGCCGACCUGCGACCGCUGGCGGGAGGACUACGAGGCCUGCCGCGCCUGGGAGAAGGGCCGCACCGCCGCCGCGCAGGAAGCUUUGUGCAAGAGCGAAAGAGCUCGAGUCAUGGAAAAUCAGAAGUAUGCUCCAGUGUGGACACUCAGGAAGAGCCCACCAUCUGACUGGUAUCUUCCACUUGACCAAGACAAACCAAAUUAGCAAGCCUGCUUUGCUGCGUUUGGUCAGUAAUGCAAUACACAAUGCAGAACUAUGCUGGGCUGCUUCGUUUUCUUCCACAUCGUGUUGAAACUAGGUAACUGUAGCUCUGCCCCAGCAAUGCUUCAGUGCUCAUUCAAAAAGUGAGAGGUCACUUAAACGCCCAGUACUAUUUAAAGGGAGAACUGAGGUGCUUAAUUCGAUUCUGGUCUCUUAGUACUGUGUCAUGCUUUAGGAUUUCAUCUGAGCAACUUGGCAGGCAACUCCCACAUUAGUGCAUACAUGAUCUAGCUCCUCUUGCUAGGCCAGGACCUCUUCCCCUAGCAGCCAAGUGUUACGCACUUGUGGAACGAGGUACCCACCCCAGCCGCGCCAGGUGGGCAGACAAAAACAAGCAGGGACUCCUCCCUGCCAGUUUAGGACAAAUACACCCACUGGCAUGUGAAAGGCAUGUCCUGGAUUUGUGACUGUUAUGGACUGAGAGCUUCUCACCUGGUGGGAUGAAACUGCAACCCUGCCCCUUUAUGGCAUUGCUCUUUAAUGGGUGUGUGUUGAUGGCAGUACUCGAGCUUACUACAAAAACUAAGGUUUAAAUGAAUGGAGAGACAUCUGUUUUGGCUCAGGGCAAACCCUUAGAAACUUAAAGCAGUUAUAUGCCAAUAUUAAA